Messenger RNA from Symbiodinium necroappetens, 927 nucleotides. Lineage: Eukaryota; Dinophyceae; Suessiales; Symbiodiniaceae. The record is from the annotation of a GenBank genome assembly.
AUGCCGCAGCUUAUUCCUGGCCGGGUUAAUCUGCCAGAUGGACCGUUGAGCGAAGAAGCACUACGUGCGCUGUUGGCUGGCUACGAGGCAGGGCAUGAUGGAGAUCACGCGGGGCUAAAUUAUGCGCUUCUGGUUUGCCUUAUGUUGUUUUUGGUGAUGAUUCCGGUGGUGGUGGCGGCUGUGGUAGUGCGCUCAUGGGCAAGAUGUUGGCCAACGAGUCAACGCGGGAGCGCGGGCUUGACAGCGCAGCCAGCCGCCGCAGUGGCAGCCCCAGAGUUGGAUUUGGAAUCCCAACUUCUUGGUGGCGAGGUGUACGUUCCGGGCGAAACGGACUGGCUUCGUACACAAACCAUGGCACUGCAAGCGCAACAAAAACGGCUCUUGGAACUUCGAGCUGAGGACUUGCAGGCAUGCCGCCGCUUGGGCACGAAGUUGGCGAAGGCGAGUGCAUCCAUGAUGGAGCUUAAAGGCACUCCGACGCUCGCUUUUAGCGAGGACAGCCUGCCUCCGACGAUAUCCGAAGCGUGUGGACAGCUCCUGAAAGCAAGGUUCCCCGACAUUUCUCGUGACGGAUGUGAGGUUCAUUGCGCUGUUCAGCCCUUGGGCGCGGUUGCUCUUCGAAUCCUUACCGACGCAGAUGGUCGUCCCAAGGCUGCAUAUGUCGAGAUGACCCGUGCCAUUGGUGGCAUUGGGGGUGGUCGAUCCCUCGCGGAGCAGGUUGAGGAAAGAGCAACCGCCCUAGGCGCGGAGGCGAUCAUUCUGAGGUCCGUGCCGGACGAAGUCAGCUUUUGGGAAUACAUGGGCUACAGAACCAAAGCGCGCAUGAGUGUUGCCGAUGAGAGCAUGCUCGCAGGCCUCGGCCUGUUGACAUGGAUGCAAUCAGACGACGAAUGCCCGCGAAUGUUCCUCGUCCCAGAUCCAAUGUGA